GGCUCCGAUCCCACUUGAUGGAGCACGGUGUACUAAAGAAACAUUACAUAACCUAGUUGACGUUUCGUUCAUUGCAGAAGAAGAAAAAUCCGAAAAGUUUUUCUCGUACCUGCGAUUAUUCUAUUUUUUGUGGAUUUAUUCAACUAAAUUAUAAUGGCCGGAGGUGAAGGUGCUGAUAACCCAAACUUGAAAGGACUAUCCAGGAUUUUCAAUUCGGAAACCAACUACGGACGGGCAAAUGUUGCAAAGGCAACGUAUGCGUUAAUGGGUCUAGCAAUCCUUUACUUUACAUUCAAGCCAAAGAAGAAGUAAAGCGAAAUGUGAAGGAGUGAUAUUGUCAACUCAUCAAUUUAAUGCUCCUCAAGUCCCAACAUAAAGUCUACAAAAGUUAAUAGGAAGAAAAAGUCACUUGUAAUCGAUGCGAUUCUUGAAGUAAUAAAUUGAAUUCCAUUUCAACA
Bradysia coprophila is the source of this 458-nucleotide messenger RNA. RefSeq names its product ATP synthase membrane subunit K, mitochondrial. NCBI's taxonomy places the organism in Eukaryota, Metazoa, Arthropoda, Insecta, Diptera, Sciaridae. The record is from RefSeq and is a predicted model, not a curated record.